AUGGGUCUACUGAAAACACUUAAAAACAAGGUGACUUCCAUAUCUGAGAUUGCCCCAAGUGCACCAGCAGCCCCAAUAGGUAGGGAACCUACCGAUAGAUCCAUUUAUCAAUCAAGACAAAAUUUUGGUGUUAACUUUGGUUCUUUGUUUCUACUUGAAAAGUAUAUUUUUGACGAAAUGUUUGUUGAUGAUGCUGGUGUUGAAUUGGAUGCAAUUAAAAAUUGCUUCAAAAAAGAUGGUGUUGAUAAAACAAGGGAAAGGUUGGAACACCAUUGGAAAAAUUACUGUUCCGACAGUGAUUGGGAAUGGUUAAAAGAGAAAGGGAUACAAUCAAUUCGUAUACCUUUUGGCUAUUGGCUUGUAGAUGGUGGCUCCUUCACUAAGGGUACUUCAUUUGAAAGCCUAGCUGGGGCUUAUGCUAAGGGUUGGAGCAUACUGAAGAAGUUUUACAUUGAGAAGGCCAAACAAUACCAGAUCUCAAUUCUAGUAGAUUUGCAUGCUCUUCCCAAAGGUGCUAAUACGGGUGACCAUAGUGGUGAAUGGUUUAAAGACCCUGACUUUUGGAAUGAUUCCAAUGCUAUUAACUUAGCUGUAGAAAUUUGUGCAUUUAUAGCUAAGGAUUUAGCGGAUUACGACAACAUAUGUGGUAUUCAGAUUGUCAACGAGUCUGUUUUCAGCAACAACCCAAGUGGACAAGAAAAAUACUAUAGAAAGGCUGCUAAUGCCAUCAGAAAAGUGAAUAGUGACGUUCCAAUAAUCAUAAGUGAUGGCUGGUGGCCUGACCAAUGGGUCAACUUUCUUGAUAGAUUUUCAAACGGUGAUGUUGGAAGUCUAGGUAUCGUCAUAGAUGACCACAUAUACAGAUGUUUCAGCGACGACGAUAAAAACAAAAAAAUAGAAGAGAUUAUAGAGGAUCUGGAUAGCUCAGUGUUAACCGGUUUAUCGAAACCAGCAGAUUUUAUCAUUGGAGAAUAUUCAUGUGUGCUCGAUUCACGGUCAUGGGAUAGAUCACAAGGCUGUAAUAGAGAUGACAUGGUUAGGGCCUACGGCAACAAACAAUGUAAACUUUUCAAAGAGAGAGCAAACACGGGUCACUACUUUUGGACCUUCAAAUUUCAACAUGGAGAUGGUGGGGAGUGGGGCUUGGUUCCCAUGAUAAGUCGAGGCUGUAUUCCAAGUAGGAACAGCUCUGUUAACCUUCCAUCUAAAGAAGAUUUUGACAGAAAUCUGAAGGAAAUGUUACAAGGGCAUGAGAAUUAUUGGAAAGCACAAAAUCCAAAUGAAAACUAUGAAUUCUGGAGAUAUAAAGAAGGCUUUACAACGGGAUGGCAUGAUGCUUUAAGCUUUGCAAGAUUUAACAAUUCCAGGAUCGGAAGAAUGGUAGCAUGGACCUCAAGCAGGAGAAAGGAACAUGUUAAUGCAAGGAAAAGUAGCCCAUUUUUAUGGCAAUGGGAAGCUGGGUUCCAAGAGGCUAUACGCAAGUUUGAGGAAGUAUCUAAUAAAGCGUUUAUAUAG
Messenger RNA from Pichia kudriavzevii, 1515 nucleotides. RefSeq lists its product as uncharacterized. The coding region runs from base 1 to 1515 and encodes 504 amino acids. Gene Ontology annotation, cellular component: cell surface; extracellular region. NCBI's taxonomy places the organism in Eukaryota, Fungi, Ascomycota, Pichiomycetes, Pichiales, Pichiaceae. The transcript has a single exon. Gene Ontology annotation, molecular function: glucan endo-1,6-beta-glucosidase activity. The record is from RefSeq and is a predicted model, not a curated record. Gene Ontology annotation, biological process: glucan catabolic process.